GAGGAAUAUCAAAAGGCUAAUGGAAAUAUAAUUGUACAGUAACUUGGAACAAAAAACAACAGUAGAAAAGUGAUAACUAAUAGAAAGAAGUUGGGACCGUGAACAAACAAAUAUUCACACUGCAGCAGCAGAUUACCGGCUUACUUAAUUAAUUUUUAAUUAAAUUCUCAGCCAAUAUCUUCUUCAUUAACAAGACAAUUUCUUACAGCACUCUAGCAUUGUCUUAAAGUAUACUGGAUAUUGAAUUUGAUGUAUUUAAAAAAACAUAUUAAUCUAUCUUUGUUUCAAUCAAUGUUUGUGCAAGGAGUGAUACUCAGCUCCGAAACGCUGAUAGAAGAUAGGCUCUUCAUUGUUUGGUGACAUGUUGCCUGACUACAAUCUGCAAGCCUAGCUGUGAAGAGGCUCUUGAUCAACACAUCACGUUCAGAUUAUUACAGAUAAGAGUCUCACUGAGAAAAAACAAAUACAGCUGCAGAUAGUCUUGCUUCAAUGAAACAUUGAAGACAAUCCAGAAAAACCCGACAACCUCAAGCUUUGCAUUUCAUGAAGGCUUUUCCAUGAGUCAAUAAAAACUGCUUAUUUCAAGAAGAAAAAGUUCAUUUUCAUUGUGCAAGUUCCAGAUGUACAAUAUUUGAAUUAUUAACUUUGUGUGCUUAUGGGGCUGCCUCUUGUGUUUUUGUAAACUAAUAAUUUGUUUUUAAUUACAGAUUCCAGUCAGUUAUUUUUACCCAUGUUAAUGUGAUUGACCAGGACUGAAAGAAAGAAGUGCAAAACACCCAGAGAAAAGAGACACCCAGAGGGAUUUACAAUGUCACUCAAGCUUCCCAGAAGAAUAAGCAGCAAGAAGAAAAAACCUCCAAAAUACAAUGCCCAAGAAGAAAUUCUACGCAGGCUUGGCUUGGAGGCCUGCUCCACUACACCACUUGACCCAGCAUCUAUGCUAGAUAUCAACACAUGGAAUCUGGACAAUCAAGCUCCGCAAGAACUUAAAGACCUACCAAGAGUUUUUCUGCGACGUCUUUGGUUGCUCAGUCAUGAUGCCAGGACUUCUUGUGUCCAACCAGAACAAGAUGCUCCCAACGAAAACUUCAAAGCAUCAGAGGACAGGUUUGGUGAUUCUGGACAAGACAGCCAAAGCAUCAUCAAUCCCCUUGAUCUGGUCACAUCUGUGUUUAUGUCUUCUAACCCUUUUCUCCAGCAGGAGAUAGCUGUGCACAUGAUGCAAUGUCAGUUUGCUGUCCCUCUAGUCCUACCAAACAUUGAUCCAGAAAUAUCAGGCAAGUUACACUUAUGGCCUUUAAGAGGUGUUAUUGGCAAAUGGAAGUCUCACUCUCAGGAAACAAGUGGUAGAUUCCAAGAAGUACAUUUGGCAACCACAAACAUGCCAAAUAUUUCAUGCGUGAAACUUGGAUAUUUUGGUGUUUCAAAGUCUCAGGUGCUGAACCAUGUUCUGAAUGGACACAAAUUUUGCAGAGAAACCUUUGUCCACAGGGGCAUGAACGGAGGGCAGAUGCCCCGAAGACUCUCCAAUGGUCUAGUUGAAGUUGGGUGGUAUGUGCCCAAUGGAAAAGUUUGUGACAUCUUCCCUGUCCCAGUGACAAUCUCUAACCUGCGCGGUAAUGCCAGCGCACACGAAAAAUGCCUUCAACUUCUGUGCAAAACAUCUUCAGUUGUUGUUGUUUUCUGUGGCAAUCUUCAGGAAAAAGAGAAACAGCUUAUAGUUACCUGCAAAGAAAUGGCAAGUAAACUUCUGUUAAUUGACUUUUCAGAUACAGAAAGAUCAGAUAAUAGAGCUGCUGAGUUUGUGGAACUUCCAAGAGAGUCUGUCCUUCCCGCCAACACUUUAAGUGAACAGGAAGUUGCCGCUAAACUUUCUGACAUGCUAAAGGAACUGCUACCAGGCAGUCUGAAACACGUAACUCUUGAGGCGGCAGCAACAUUUGCAUCAGAGUUAGAUAUAGAAGUGGAUGAAGGCCCUGUUUGUAAAAAGGCAAUGGCUGCCGUGGAAGAGGUCUUAAAAGGUUUUGAUGAAGGACCUGCAAAUUUUCAGAUAAAACAACUUCCCUUGCAGGGUGCUCUGUGGUCCAAACUGACGGAACUAGAUAAGGAGGAGAGCAAACAAAGAAAAAGGGGAAAUGAACCCGACCCUAUGUUACAAAAAGAAAAAAGAGACAUCCUUGCGUCCUUGGGCAACUACAAAAUGACCCCAGCUAUGAAAGUCUUCACUGAUUCUCUUUUUACCACUGAUAAAAUGGAGAGAGCAUAUUUUCUUAAUUGGCUCAAACUAAAGCUUCAUCUGAUUCAAGCUGAAAAACAAAAUGAGUCACAAGAGUCGCUAUCACUGCUUCAAGAAAAUGAUAAAGAUGGCUUGUCUGGGCACUCAGAAGACUCUCAGCGCAGUGCCAGUAACAGUAUGGUUGACAGUAUGUUUUCAUCUUCAGAAGAGAUAGCCAAAGAUCAGUCUAAAUGUAUAAACUUGAAGAUCUCCGAGCAACCCAACGGUCUGGUCCAAGAGUCAUUGGAGUCAAGAGAAAACACUCAAGAACAUUUAUCAAAAGAAAAGGAGUCCAUCCACAUAUCAAGUGAAAGGAACGUCCAAAGUGUGGCAUCUGAAAACCAAGUUUCUGCAGAUUCUGGAGAAACUGAAAACUGUGAAAGUGAGUCCCAGCAUCAAUCAGAGCUUGCAAGUGCAACAACAGAUCAUUCCACUGCUUCUGCCAAACAAAUCAAACAAAAAGUGUCACAUGAAAAUGGUGUUUCUUCUUGUUCAGAGUUUUUUGAACCUGAUUCACCAUCACUUGGUCUUGAGAAUUUUCUGCGUGAGAUGGGCCUAAUUUUUGAGCUAACACACACUGGCCCGAACAGUAGAACACAAAAUGUGUUACGUUUACCCAGCAUGGCUGCAGACCUUCUUCUCUAUGGGGUUCCACUUGAAUUGAUGGAUGGGAAUGCCUCAAACAUGCCCACAUGUUGGCUGAGCUGUGUGUUUGCAGAACUCAAACAUCGUUUACCUCAAGAACGGUUGAGGACCCGAGUCCUGACAAAUCUCGGCAAGCACAAUGCAAACCAUCAAGAUUUUUUUUCCACCCUGUUUGGGGUCAAAUUUCCUGAGGAGAGGGGAACAACAAAGAGAGGAAUGUACAUUGCUGUCUUGGAAGUCCCAAUUCAUUUUAGACAGGACUUAGGAUGUGACUUUCUGUUUUUGAUCAACAUAGUCGGACUCUGUUCAUCCUCUGCUGAUAACAAACUUAAUAGGCUGAUGUAUGACAAUGAGAUGGCCACCAUAGCAACUGCGGUUAGUGACGUUUUAAUGCAAAACUGUUGUCCUCAGAAUGGUAAACAACAUGAAAACCCCUUCGGCGUCAUGGUCAACGCUCUCCUGUGCAGCAGAGAAUAUGGGACCCUUCCCAUUCACCAGCUCCUGGUCCAGGAUGAGGGCAUUCACAGCAAGUUGCAGACCUUUCAGAUGAGACGUGUGUAUGAGGUGUUAAAACCCAAGAAUGGGGAGAAAGAAAGCACUAAUGACAAUAAUCCAAAUACUGUAAAUUCUGCUACUUUUGUCAAAGGGCCUCAGCCCAAUAGGUUUUUUUCUGAACCAGUUGAUAUACAGUACUCCAAGGCAAUUUUAAGCCUUAAGAAAGAUAUCUUUGAGGCACUGAAGAGAUGUGCGGCAUCCAAAGUCUCAAGUAUGCCUGAGUUUAUGGGACAUGUUGGUGCUGUUUGGGAUGCAGUUAAAUCCGACUCAUUUUCUAUUGGUAUGCAAGAUGGAGACAGUGCGCUGGCAUUUUCUUUAUUGUGUACAGAGUUGUCCCAUUGGGAAGAUACUUUACUGGAACACAUGGAAAGCUGGCUAAUAGAAGCAUCCAAGAAAAUCUUUGCCGCAAAUGCUUUGAACACUGAACAAAAUGAUAUGUUGAGUUGCUUGAGUAAUGAAGCCCAGGAGGAAAUCCAAUCAGAAGGGAUCAAAUUCAAGUUACAUCUGGAGACCUACCUAAUGAAUGAUAACUCUCUUAAGAGAAAUGUUGAAAUGUUCACUCAAAUCUUGAUGAGCAACAUUGGCAACUUCCAGGACCAAAUAACAAAAGAGAUCUUUCAAAAGCUAGAGACCAUAAGUGAGAACCACUGCUCCCUCAGACAGAUGAAAAAGUUUGAAAGCUUGCUGCAGGAAGAACAAGAGUUCAAGCUACUUGCACUGUCAGAAACGAGCAAGUCAACAAAAAUUCUGUUUCAAGAUGCUGAACUGGAAGAAGAGUUUGAAGUUGUGUGGAGUAAGACACUGUCUAACCUUGACUUCAGACCAUCAAAGGCUGAUGACAUUACUUUUAGAGUGAGAGAGGUUCUGAAGCAGAAUCUAAUCACCCGUGGCCUCUAUAAGCACUUGAAAAAACUCGAUGAUGUUGGCAAAAACCAAACUAGCGACUUCCAAAUUAAUGAUGAGCACUUUGGGUACCGGAGCAGACUGAAGCACAUGUUUGAAGACAACAACAAACUGCAGAGAACAGAGGCUCAGCAGCUGGCAUGCAAAAUCAAAGAAGAUUAUGAUCAAUUUGUAGCUCAUAAAUGUAGUUUACCUGCAGACUUCUCCGAUAGCUACAUAGUGGAACUGCUAGAAAAUGUUGAAAAGGCUCUGAAAGAAAAAUCUAUGGAAAUAAGAUCCGUGUUUGAAGUGGAUGUGAAAGUUUAUCUCUGCAAUGCCGCAUGUCAAGACUUUCAAAAACUGCAUGACCGCUUUGCUAAGGAUCGAGAGCUUUUGAGUUAUCUCUCUGAAAGAAAGAGCAAGUGCCAGGCCGAGUUUAUCUACCAUUUCAGGAAAAGAGAUCAGUGUCAGAGGAUAGCCAAAGCAUUUGUCUCCAUGGUCAUCAAACCCACAGUGUUAGACUACAUUUAUAGACCACUGGGGAUGCACAUUGUGGAGGAGAUUAAAGAGAAAGCCAAAGAGUGUCAGUCUCCUCGAGCUUUUCAAAUUAGCUUGCUGGAGGAAUUGGUUAAAAAGGACGAUUUUAGGAGCUUCAAAGAAUAUUUGAUGUCCUUUGACAACUCCGGGCUGAAGAAAAUCCAGGAGAUGGUGGUGGCUCACCUAUCUGAGUCAAGCACCUUAGGCAAGUGGAGACAGCAGAAGCUUGGAGAAAUAAUAGGAAAGGUUGCAGCAGCUGUGAACCAAACCCCAGAAGUUACUGAUGGAGUGCUUAGUGACACAAAGCCACUACUGGAAAAAAUAUGCCUCAUUCUAGAGAAAGAUGCAGGUGUUUAUGUCAGCAGGGUGGCUCUAAAUGGACCUCUCUUUAGUAUCACAACAGAAUGGAACCGUUUUUUGAAAUGUUUAAUGGAACUUCUGGCUACAAUACGGAUGGAUCUUGGCCAGGAGUUUUCCCAAAAUGUGGAUAUUACCGAGCUACUUCAAAGCCUUUCAGUUCAGCCCCAGGAAUACCUGUUUAAUGCUGUGAGAAGCUGCGACAACCGCUGUCCUCUUUGCCGAGCCCCAUGUGUCGAAGAGGCAUUGGGGCAUUUGGUUCACAAGGCUUUGCUCCACUGGCCCAUAUGCAUGCUGCCUUUCGACUCCCAUUCCCAGUCCUGUGUCAGCUGCUGUGACAACCAAACACCAGGUCACAACAGUGAUGCACAUGGAUUUUACCAUGCAUGCAAAAACCUUCAGUCUCUUUACCCAAACUGGAGCAACCCAUUGGAUGACACAAACAGCCAAAACACCAGCAAUUACUGGAGGUACAUGCUAGCGAGGUUCAAUGAGCAAUUGGCAGCAGAGUUCCAUCAGAAACCAGUGAAGAUUCCUGAGGAGUGGAAGAAAAUUACUCAGCAGGAGGCCUUGGGAAGUCUGAGGGAGAUCGUCCCCACAGAAGAGUCCUGGAAAUAAAGCAGAAAUCUAAUUAAAGCCAUUUUGAUGGUUUACAAUCCAUUAUGUGAUUUACAGACGGCUAAGAGCUUUUUGUUAGGGUUAGGGUUAUAAUGUGUUUGCUCAUUAGUUUUUUUUUUUUUUUUUUCAUUUGCAUUUGUAAUAUUAACACAGAUUACUCAUUACAGGAAAUUAAUUAAUUUAAAACAUUGUUGUUUUUCGUAUUUUUGUAAUUCUUUACUGUAACAAAUAAGGUUACACUAUGCAUCUAAAUACUUAAGCCUGUGUGUACCUGCAUUUUAUAAAUUAAUUUAAAGUUUUCAUUAUUUAAUCAUCCUAUGUUUAAUGAAAUAGCUGAUUGAUAUUCACUUGCUAAAGAUUACAUGUGCAGUGUUUUUUGUUGCUUUAACACAAUACAAAUUUUAAAUACAUGUAUUUAAAUGCAAUGUUACUCUCAAAAACAAUUGAAAUGUGAGCAGUUUUUCGUAUCAUAAAACAACAUAUUCUCCGAAAAGGA
Oryzias latipes (Japanese medaka) is the source of this 6365-nucleotide messenger RNA. It is a transcript of the gene gvin1l2, whose product is annotated as GTPase, very large interferon inducible 1-like 2. Gene Ontology annotation, molecular function: GTP binding. The record is from RefSeq and is a predicted model, not a curated record. Lineage: Eukaryota; Metazoa; Chordata; Actinopteri; Beloniformes; Adrianichthyidae.